Messenger RNA from Torulaspora delbrueckii, 711 nucleotides. It is a transcript of the gene ISY1, whose product is annotated as Isy1p. The transcript has a single exon. Gene Ontology annotation, biological process: mRNA 3'-splice site recognition; generation of catalytic spliceosome for second transesterification step. The coding region runs from base 1 to 711 and encodes 236 amino acids. NCBI's taxonomy places the organism in Eukaryota, Fungi, Ascomycota, Saccharomycetes, Saccharomycetales, Saccharomycetaceae. The record is from RefSeq and is a predicted model, not a curated record. Gene Ontology annotation, cellular component: catalytic step 2 spliceosome; Prp19 complex; post-mRNA release spliceosomal complex.
AUGAGUAGGAACGUUGACAAGGCCAACUCGGUUUUGGUGAGGUAUCAAGAACUUCAAGCGGAAGAAGGCAGUGGUUAUAAGGAUUAUUCGAGGUAUAAGAGACCAACAAAACUAUCAUCGGUGAAAUCGCUAAAUGAAGCACAACAAUGGCGCAAACAGAUUACAAGGGAGAUUAAUGAUAAGACCACCAGGAUAUAUGAUCCUUCAUUGAACGAAAUUCAGGUUCAGGAGCUUAAUGAUGAACUAAAUGAACUUUUAACUGAGCAGAACAAAUGGGAUUGGUAUAUGUCAAAGAUUCUUGGUGGAAAACGUCCGGACAAGAGGAGGAGAGAUGAUGUGAUUGGUGGUAAGCUUAUAAAUGGGAAACGGUAUUUUGGACGGGCUUUGGAACUUCCUGAGGUGAAGGAUAUUUUGAAGAAGCAGCAGGACGAUGAGAUAUACGGAAAGAAUGGGAAAGGUAUUGUCAAUACGAAACUGAUACCGAAGGAUAAAAGCGCCCCUUAUUAUGGUGCUGAGAAGAUGGUAAGCGAAGAAUUAAUAGAAUUCGAAGAUCAAUGGACAUCAAUACUGCGAAAAAAGUUCAUAGGGAAUGAUAGAUUAUCUGGGGCAAAGCUGGAAAACAUUGGUACGAAGAUACCUACCAUACAGGACAUGGAAUCGUGGUUGGUUGAAGAAAGGAAGAAAAAACUUCUGAAGGACUUGAGUUUAUAA